Messenger RNA from Pochonia chlamydosporia 170, 282 nucleotides. RefSeq lists its product as hypothetical. The transcript has a single exon. The record is from RefSeq and is a predicted model, not a curated record. The coding region runs from base 1 to 282 and encodes 93 amino acids. NCBI's taxonomy places the organism in Eukaryota, Fungi, Ascomycota, Sordariomycetes, Hypocreales, Clavicipitaceae.
AUGGCGGACCUCAGUUGGAUCACUUUGCUCCUGUGCCUGCCUGCUGCCCGAAGCUGGACAUAUAUCUGCUGGACGGUACAUUCUUCCCGGCGUGAGCUAAACACGGCCGGCAGAAGUAGAGAAAAACUCCACAGUGAUGUAAGUUGGUGGGCAUUGUUUCCGAAUACUGGCACAGCUGUCCCCUUGAGUAACUCUAUUCUGCCAACGGAGUGGCAGCAGACCAGACUAAGCUGGCGCCUGUGGAUUACAGCAUGGAACUCUCGAAGUCUUUGUCGUCAUUAG